This is a messenger RNA of Histoplasma mississippiense, 192 nucleotides long. RefSeq lists its product with no specific name. The transcript has a single exon. The record is from RefSeq and is a predicted model, not a curated record. NCBI's taxonomy places the organism in Eukaryota, Fungi, Ascomycota, Eurotiomycetes, Onygenales, Ajellomycetaceae. The coding region runs from base 1 to 192 and encodes 63 amino acids.
AUGGACACUAUCCAGGGAAUUCAACCAAUGGAAUGCAUCAGCCUCGGCCCAUUCGAUGACAAGCAAUCGAUGCUGAAGACGUAUUCUCCGUAUCACUCUGUGGACUAUGUCAAAAGGCACUGGAAAAGUUUUGCUUGUUUCCAGGUCCAGCAAGAGGAUACACAUAUCGUCGUAGGAGACAAAUGCAAUUAG